This is a messenger RNA of Acinonyx jubatus (cheetah), 2411 nucleotides long. RefSeq names its product leucine rich repeat containing 52 (gene LRRC52). The coding region runs from base 301 to 1248 and encodes 315 amino acids. The transcript is spliced from 2 exons. Gene Ontology annotation, cellular component: voltage-gated potassium channel complex. The record is from RefSeq and is a predicted model, not a curated record. Gene Ontology annotation, molecular function: potassium channel activator activity; voltage-gated potassium channel activity; transmembrane transporter binding. Lineage: Eukaryota; Metazoa; Chordata; Mammalia; Carnivora; Felidae.
CUUCACUUGCAAACGCAGGGAAAGGGUGAGACCUUUCAAAGCCGCCAAGCGGGCAAGCUUCCAGCAGCAGCCUGGGAGUGAGCAAGCGGCAGAGCCACCCAGCCGGGCGGCGGGGCAUUGGGCCUCGCGUUUCAACUUCUGUUCUGUUCUCCUGUAAUGGAAAAUUGCUUUGCACAAAGCUAGAGUGUUACAGUUCUUUCCAGCGCCCCUCCCCCCCACCACCCCGCCCCUCGGCAGCCUUCUGAUCAGAGGGACAGCGCCCGCAGGAAGGUGGAAGGAGGGUAGUUGCGGUUUCUUACUAUGUCCCUUGCUUCAGGCCCUGGGCCCGGGUGGUUACUCUUUUCCUUUGGAAUGGGACUGGUAUCGGGGUCAAAGUGUCCAAAUUACUGUCAGUGUCAAGCCCAAGAAGUGAUCUGCACAGGGAUCCGGUUAACCGAAUACCCCCCAGACAUACCCCUGAACACCCGGAGGCUGUACCUGAAUGAUAACGGCAUCACUUUUUUGCCAGCGAUGACUCUGGGACUCCUCAGUGACCUUGUUUACUUGGACUGUCGGAAUAACCUGAUUCGCGAGGUGAUGGAUUAUACCUUCAUCGGGGUCUUCAAACUCAUCUACCUUGAUCUCAGCUCCAACAACCUAACCUUGAUCUCCCCAUACAGUUUCUCCGUGCUCAGCAACCUGGUGCAGCUGAACAUUUCCAACAACCCUCACCUGUUAUCUCUCAACAAGUACACCUUUGCCAACACCAGCUCUCUGAGGUACCUGGACCUCAGAAAUACCGGCUUGCAGACCUUGGACCAUGCUGCCUUUCAUAGCCUCAUAACACUACAGACCCUGUAUCUGAGCGGAAACCCAUGGAGGUGCAACUGUUCUUUCCUGGACUUCACCAUCUACUUAAUAGUGUCCCAUCUGAACCAUCCAGAUGAUCAAAAUGCCACGUGCACGGAGCCCACGGAGCUGGCAGGGUGGCCCAUCACGCAGGUGGGGAACCCGCUCCGCUACAUGUGUAUCACGCACCUGGACCGCCAGGACUACCUCUUCCUGCUGCUCAUCGGCUUCUGCAUCUUCUCGGCGGGCACGGUGGCCGCCUGGCUCACAGGCAUGUGUGCUGUGCUCUACCAGAACGCCCGGCGCAAGUCGAGCGAAGACGAGACCGACGACGAACACGGCCAGCGGGGGAACGUCAGCGGGCGGAUCUUCAGAAGCAGGGUCGACUCGGCCCAGGACGGGCUCCCUCAGCUGAUUUAGAGGCCCGAGACGGCUCUCGGACAUGCCUUUCCCAAGGCUCCCCGCCUUCUCUCCGCCCUCCCCUCCCACUCCCUCACAGCUGUCUGAGACACUGACGCCUAUUAGUAAAGCAAAUAAAAUGUUUGGUGGCCAUUUCACAAGUUGGUCCCUUCCUGCUCCACCAGCCCAAGGACACCUCCGUGAGCUCCACAGGAUGGCAUAGAACAAGGCUGCUGCACCCUCUUCAAUGCAGAGGAAGCCUGCCCCGGAUGCAGGCCGACUCAUUUAAUGAGCAACUACUAUGCCUUGGCUGGCGGGAGGGAUAUGAGAAACACAAGACUGAAGACCAGUCCCCAAAGAGCAAACAGUUUGGGGCAAGUCAAGACUAAUAUGAAUGAAAUGGAGAAAAACGCAAGACCCAGUGAUCAGAGCUGACAUCAGUGAAACACGCCCACAGGCCAACUUCACACCCCGUCUCAAGACCGUCACCACCAUCCCAUGGUACGGAUACUAGUUGACAGUGAAAAGUUGAGGCCUAGAAAGGUUAAACAAGGGACUGAGGUCACCCAACAAGUCAGUAGCACAGCCCCCAAAGUCCAUGUUCUUUCCUUUCCAUGAGGUUGCCUACCCAAGAAAUGUUUGGCAAUGCAGCCAAGGACUCACCACGUAAGCCUUGUAUGAGACAAAGGAGUGAAACCCAGAGGCGACCACCACUUACCGAGCCCUUCCCCGGCACCCAGCCUCACCCCCAGCAUUGUAUGCAUUUUCUCUCCAGGUCAGCCCUCACAACCGCAGGUCAGGUGGUCGCUGUUACCCUCGUUUUCCUGAAGCUCGGAGAGGCUAAGGAAUCAGCUCAGGAUCAAACAGUUGACGAGAAGCCAAAGGAAUUCUGAUUCCCAGGCCGCUUGACCCCGAAGCCUGUGCCCUGCGUACUAUGAGCUCCCGUCUUUCAUGAAGCGCUAAACAGAAGAGCCAAGUGUAUACAAGUACGAUCCGCCUCUCAGGACUGGCCAGAGGAAGGGAAAGGGAGGCGCUGACAGGCGUGGCUGAACCCCAAGACCCAUUCAAGACUCUGAUCAAAGGCCCUACCCAUGAAGCCAGCUGUCCCUAAACUCCCAACCAGAUCUUCCUUACCUCUGCACUUCCUCUGUGAAUCCCACAUGAUUUCCCCCAGAUUUGUCCCG